AUGAGUUUUGACGCACCACCUGUCCCUGCACCUCAGAAUGAGCACGCCAAACGUACCAACGAGCUCUUUGUCGUCUUCUACGAGGAACUUGGAAAAUGGCCCUGGGAGGUUAUCGAUUUUGGUCCCCGAAAAUGGGGUCAGAAUCUCGUGCAUGACUUCACGAGACUUCUAAGCGUCGACCUUCCUAAGACCAAGAAUGUGUCACAUGCGGAACUUAUCGAAUACUUGCAUCACAAUUCUGCGGACCACCCCAAGGUCCAGUAUCAAUACCAGCUGAACAUGAUGCUCAUCGCAAAAGCAACCAAGUGGUUAGCAGAGAAACGUGAGCUCGCCGACCCCGACCCCGAUUCUGAUACCGACUCCGACGGCUCUAUUCUCAAUGAGCCCCAGAAUGUCACUCGGAACCGAAAGCAGGCCCGGGCACUUCGAGCAGCUACUAGAACCGCGCCGGUUCGAUCUGCUCGCAAACGACCUAUCAACUACAGCGACCGUCACCAUUUCCAACUCCAUAAUGUUGAUGACACUGAAGAUGAUGGCGCUGGUGACGCCGAUGAAGAUGGACGAAACGAGGAAACCCAGGACGAGGUUGAGCUCGAGUCAGCCGAGCCUCCAGCCAAGCGAAGGCUGAUGGUCUUCUUCAACUUCUCACCCGAGAACACGCAUGAGCUAUCUAAACUCAUGGGAAACUUCACCACGGCAGGAGCCCGACACUCGAUUCCUCAGCGAAAUGGCGCAGGAGGCAACAUUCUUCUCGAUACACCUAACCAGUUGAAUGAAGUCCAAAUUGCAUAUGCCGACCAUCUCAAACGCGAGAUCGCCAAAGUGGAAGAGAACAUCACCCGCACCGAAGCUAAUAUCAACAACUCGUCCCGGCGCCGUACAGGCUAUCAGGAAACCGUCCGAAACAGCGCUGCAGCCCUCGAAAAAGCUACGAGGGAAGCCACCGAGGCUUCAAAAGAAGUCCAGAAAGCAAAAGCCCUCUGCGAAGCUGAUGCUCAGGUCGUCGAGGAGUUGCGCCGCCUCAGCAGUGACAACCCGACAAUACUCACAGAAGAAAGCUUUCAAAACAUCAAAGAGAACACCCCUGCACAGAAAAAGAAGAGAGAAGCUGAAAAUGCAUUGCGCACCAAGGAAAGACGUCUGAAUGACGUCAAAACUAAGAUUCAGAUCGCAGAGGCUAACAUGGAUCCUCUGAGCAGUAAGAUCAGCGAAUUGUCUGAUGUACUGAAGGCAAAGAAGAAUGUUCGUCGAAGCCUCGUUGCGAUGCAUCGGCUUGUGACAAUGGGGGAGAUGGAAGAGACUUUGGGGGAGAAAGGUCUUGAGGAGUGGUUGGGACAACAGCAAAUGUAA
Fusarium subglutinans is the source of this 1350-nucleotide messenger RNA. RefSeq lists its product as uncharacterized. The record is from RefSeq and is a predicted model, not a curated record. The transcript is spliced from 3 exons. Bases 1 to 1350 code for a protein of 449 amino acids. NCBI's taxonomy places the organism in Eukaryota, Fungi, Ascomycota, Sordariomycetes, Hypocreales, Nectriaceae.